AAAAGAAGUAUGAAAUUACUAACAAUUUUCAGUUUUAUUUUGCUUGCUACGCUUGCGGUUGGCCAUGGAGACACCGAUAAAAAGCAUUACAUAGUCUACAUGGGACAACACUCUCACCCAAGCUCAGAGUCUGUCAUCUCGGCUAACCAUGACAUGCUUGCAUCGGUUCUCAAAAGUAAUAACGGAGCAAAAGAAGCUACAGUCCACCAUUAUACUAAAAGCUUCAGAGGCUUCUCCGCAAUGCUUACACCCAAUCAAGCAACAAAACUUUCAGAAAAUGAAGAUGUUGUUUCAGUCUUUGAGAGCAAGAUGAGUCACUUGCAUACGACCAACUCAUGGAAUUUUUUAGGAAUAGAUUCUAUUCCUCAAUAUAACAAGCUUCCUAUAGAUAUACAAUCGGAUGUUAUUGUUGGUGUCAUUGAUUCAGGCGUGUGGCCGGAGUCACAAAGCUUCAAUGACUACGGAUUAGGGCCUGUGCCGACGAGGUUCAAGGGAGAAUGUGUGUCGGGACAAAAGUUCACACCGUCGAAUUGCAACAGGAAGCUUAUAGGAGCUAGAUACUACUCGAAAGGAUUCGAAGCGGUAAAUGGUCCUCUUGAGAACACUAACAAAACCUUCUUUCGAUCAGCACGAGACAAUGACGGCCACGGGACCCAUACAUCAUCUACUAUUGCUGGAUCAAAGGUUUCCAAUGUUAGCCUAUACGGGCUAGCCUCAGGCACCGCAAGAGGAGGCGUGCCAAGCGCUAGACUGUCGACAUACAAAGCUUGUUGGUUCGAUAUUUGUGAAGACGCCGACCUUUUUGCAGCAUUAAGCGACGCUAUUCAAGAUGGCGUCGACAUUAUUUCUCUCUCUCUUGGUCCAAAUCCGCCUCAACCAGUUUACUUUGAAGAUGUUAUUUCUAUUGCAUCAUUUCACGCGUUUCAGAAAGGUAUUGUUGUAUGCGCAUCGGCUGGUAACAACUUCUUGCCACAGUCAGCGACGAAUGUGGCUCCAUGGAUCCUCACUGUCGGUGCUAGCACACUCGAUCGCGAGUUUCCAUCAUACGUACUUCUCGGGAAUUUAAAACAGUUGAAGGGUUUUGGGGUAAACACAAAGCCGGAUCAAGGGAAACAAUACAGUAUCAUAUUCGGGGGCGUUGCUGCAGCGUCCGGAAUCCCCUCUAGUAAUGCAAGUUUCUGCAAGAAAAAUACCUUGGAUUCAAACUCGAUCAAGGGGAGAAUUGUGGUUUGUAUGCUCGAGAAGCUGAGCGAUGACAGGUUCGAGAAGGUGACUGCAAUAGAAGAAGGCGGUGGUGUCGGAAUGAUCCUCAUCGAUCCUGUUGCAAAAUAUGUAUUGGGUCAGUCAGUAAUCCAAAGUGUUCUAAUCGGGGAAGCCGAAGCUGAAGCGCUUCAAACGUACAUGAAAACCGAAAAGAAUCCGACGGCUAGGAUCUACCAAACGGUCACACAUGUCGGGAUCAAACCAGCACCAGUGAUGGCGAUAUUCUCCUCCAAGGGACCGAACGUUAUAACACCCGACAUCAUCAAACCGGAUAUAACCGCACCAGGAGUGAACAUUUUGGCCGCAUGGUCACCUGUAGCGACCGAAAAAACUGCUGGCAACAACAUCGACUAUAAUAUUAUCUCGGGUACCUCUAUGUCGUGUCCACAUGUAUCUGCAGUGGCUGCACUAUUGAAAUCGGUUCAUCCUUAUUGGAGCCCAGCCGCGAUAAAGUCUGCAAUAAUGACCACAGCAACCAUCGCUGAUAACACCCGAAAUUUCAUAAGAAACGACGAUUCUACAAAUGCGACUCCUUUUGAUUACGGAUCAGGGCACAUAAAUCCAGCUGCAGCAAUAGAUCCCGGACUUAUUUAUGAUUAUGACACCAACAAUCUCAUUGAUUUCCUUUGCAGCAAUGGGGCAAGCGUUACACAACUCAAGAACUUAAUCGGAACUCCAGUUUACUGCAAGAAACCUCCCACACUCUCCUAUAACUUCAACUAUCCGUCAAUCGGUGUCGCUAAUAUGUCUGGAAAUGUAUCAGUUUAUAGGACUGUUACAUAUAUCGGUGAUGGCCCGACUGUUUAUUAUUCAAAACUAGAAACAAUUACAGGAGUAAAAACUUCGGUUUAUCCUAAUGUCCUCAGGUUUUCAAAAUCGGGGGAGAAGAUGACUUACAGGAUCGAUUUCGUGCCUUAUAAAAGUAGCAAUGGCAGCUUCGAUCUUGGAUCGUUGACAUGGAGAAAUGAUGUUCAUGUGGUUAGGAGUCCUAUUGCGGUUAAUGUAAUUUCGGUUUGAUACCAUAUGAAGUCACAUUUGUAAUUUAUUUUUUUUUUGUACUUGGGAUCUUCUGAACAUCUAUAUUUCCUUGUAUGUAAAUGCCAACAUUAUUGGAAAUGGAAAUAGAAAAAGAGAUUCAUAUUUA
Messenger RNA from Helianthus annuus (common sunflower), 2407 nucleotides. RefSeq names its product subtilisin-like serine-protease S. Lineage: Eukaryota; Viridiplantae; Streptophyta; Magnoliopsida; Asterales; Asteraceae. Gene Ontology annotation, molecular function: serine-type endopeptidase activity. The transcript has 10 exons. Gene Ontology annotation, biological process: proteolysis. The record is from RefSeq and is a predicted model, not a curated record. Bases 10 to 2280 code for a protein of 756 amino acids.